This is a messenger RNA of Amaranthus tricolor (Joseph's coat), 3324 nucleotides long. RefSeq names its product ATPase GET3A-like. The coding region runs from base 353 to 2677 and encodes 774 amino acids. Gene Ontology annotation, molecular function: ATP binding; ATP hydrolysis activity. The transcript has 8 exons. NCBI's taxonomy places the organism in Eukaryota, Viridiplantae, Streptophyta, Magnoliopsida, Caryophyllales, Amaranthaceae. The record is from RefSeq and is a predicted model, not a curated record. Gene Ontology annotation, cellular component: cytosol; GET complex. Gene Ontology annotation, biological process: post-translational protein targeting to endoplasmic reticulum membrane.
UAACAGACAUUUAUCAUAAAUUUUCACCUCCAGAUUCCAAAAUGUAUCAUUCAUCCCCAUUUACCAAAGGAACCCUAAAUCUCCCAUUAAUCGUAAAUAACUACCCUCCUCCAAAAACCCAGCAUUAAAUUUCACAUCCUUUUUGUAGAAGAAAACAAGAAUUUCGUUUAAGGAACUUCUCUUCUUGUUGUUUGUUUUAUAAAUCCCAUGAAAUAGUUUCAACUUUUCACCCACUCUUUCUCUCUUUCUCUCUCUUCUUCUGGAAUCCCACAAAUUUGAAUCCCCAGUUUUACAAAUCCCUAAUUUUUAGUGGUAAUAAACCGGUAGAAGAGAGAAAGCUUGGAUCUUUUCAAUGGCAUCAGAUCAGGAAUUAUCUGAGGAAAUACCAGAAGGAACAUUGAAGAACAUUCUAGACCAAGAUACCCUAAAAUGGGUUUUUGUAGGAGGGAAAGGAGGUGUUGGUAAAACAACUUGUAGCUCCAUUCUUGCAAUUCUACUUGCAAGCGUGAGACAAUCUGUUCUUAUUAUCUCAACUGAUCCGGCCCACAAUCUUGGUGAUGCUUUUCAACAACGUUUUACAAAGACUCCAACCCUUGUUAAUGGCUUCACCAAUCUCUUUGCAAUGGAAGUGGAUCCGUCUGUAGAAAGUGAAGAUCUUUCUGGUGAAGGGCCUGAUAAUUUUGUAUCAGAGCUGGCAAAUGCAAUCCCUGGAAUUGAUGAAGCCAUGAGUUUUGCAGAAAUGCUGAAAUUGGUUCAAACAAUGGAUUACUCAAUCAUAGUGUUUGAUACAGCUCCCACAGGGCAUACACUUCGUCUUUUGCAAUUCCCUUCCACUUUAGAAAAGGGCCUAUCAAAAAUGAUGACCUUGAAAAAUAAAUUUGGGGGCUUGUUAAGUCAGAUGACUCGUCUCUUUGGUGUUGAAGAUGACUUUGGAGAAGAUGCAAUCCUUGGCAGGCUCGAGGGCAUGAAAGACGUAAUCGAGCAAGUGAACCAGCAAUUCAGGGAUCCAGAUUUGACAACCUUUGUGUGUGUGUGCAUUCCUGAGUUCUUAUCUCUAUAUGAAACUGAAAGAUUGGUGCAAGAACUCGCGAAGUUUGAGAUUGAUACUCAUAAUAUUAUUAUCAAUCAAGUCAUAUUCGAUGACAAAGUUGUUGACUCAAAGCUGCUGAAAGCAAGAAUGAGAAUGCAAGAGAGUAAAAUGAAUGCUGCAAUGUCUGCGGAAUUAAAUGUCCCAAAGGAUGUUCUACAGCCAUUGCUAAAGGCUUCAAAUUCGUCAACAUUGAGUGAAGCCUUAGAAAAGCUUAUUGUUGUUUCAAAAAGCGAUGAUGGACGAUCAGAUCUUGCAUCGAAGCAUAUACUUCCAAUUGUACUCCAGCUACUUCAGCAUCUCUCGUAUCCAUCGGCACAUCCUGUUCUCUUGCUGUCUCUUAGACUUCUCAGAAAUCUAUGUGCAGGAGAUGCGGUGAAUCAGAACUUGUUCAUUGAGCAGAACGGUGCUGCAAUCGUUUCCAGUGCAAUCAAUUCUGUGGGCUAUGAUUCUGAUAAUUCAGCUUGCACAAUUGUACGCACUGCCUUACAGGUGGUAGCAAAUGCUUCACUUGCCGGGAAGGAAAGUCAGCGUGUAAUAUGGGACCAAUUUUUCCCUGAUUUUUUUCUCAGAAUCGCUAGUAUUCGCAGAAGGGAAACUUGUGAUCCUUUGAGUAUGAUUAUUUGUACUUGUUGUGAUGGAAACAUUUACUUGUUUUCUGAGCUUUGCAGAAAUCCAGGAUUGGCUAUCAUUGCUGAAAUUGUUCGUACAGCUUCAGAAGUUGGAUUUGGAGAAGAUUGGGUCAAGAUACUACUGUCAAGAAUUUGUUUGGAGGAAUCUCAUUUACCUGUAUUGUUCCAGUAUCUAAAUGAUGACUUUGACAAACUAGAAGAUCAUGAAAGUAGAAAUAUUCAUUUUACAGGAGACCAAGCUUUCCUUUUGCGCAUUGUGUCUGAAAUUUUGAAUGAAAGACUCGAGGAUAUUCAUGUUGGUUCGGAGUUUGCUUUAUAUAUUCUUGGGUUGUUUGAGAAUGCUAUCAAAGCUAUCGAUUUUUACACCAGGGGCCAGUCAAAGCUGCCCACUGGCGUCCCUUCUAUUGAUGUCCUUGGAUACUCGCUCAUUCUUUUGAGAGAUGUAUGUGCGCAAGGGAGUGCGACAGUUUCUGAAGAGAAUGAAAUUCUAGAUGUUGUAGCUUCAUUAGUGUCUAGGGGGCUUUUGGAUUUGCUAUUAUCCCUACUCAAUGAGCUUGAAUUACCAACAUCAAUCAGGAAAACUAUGAAACCGGAUAUGAACCAAGUGCCAUCUUCUCAGUCGCCAAAGAUAUGUCCAUACCAGGGUUUCAGAAGAGACAUUGUUGCAGUCAUCGGAAAUUGUUUAUACAGAAGGAAAAAUGUACAAGAUGAAGUGAGAAAAAAGAACUGUAUAUUUCUUCUUUUACAGCAAUGUGUUCUCGAUGACGAUAAUCCCUUCUUAAGGGAAUGGGGCAUAUGGUGUGCCAGCAAUUUGUUGCAAGGUAAUGAUGAUAACAAGCAGAUUGUUGCUGAUAUGGAGAUGCAAGGCACUGUAGAGGUUCCUGAACUUGCUAAGCUAGGCCUGCAGGUUAAAAUUGACCCCAAUACUAGACGUGCUACGCUUGUAAAUAUAACUUGAGCUGCUUUAGCGUAGGGCGUAGGGUAUUGACUUAGUAGUUUUAGUUGUGUGCUUUUGAUGAUAUUGGGGGUAAUGUAAUGUCAUAAAUGCUUUCCACCCUUACCUUGCAACAUGCAGGUCGUGAGUUCGAUACCCUACAGUAGCAUAAUGUCAACUUUUUUUUAAAUGCAGUGCCUUCAAGUGUGGGCAAAUAAGGGUACAUAUAUCCACCCCGGGCCCCUGGGUCGAUCCCUCAUAGCACCAUUUGUAACAUAAGAAAUGUUCAUGGAAAUUAAAAAAGAUAAAUAUUUUUAGAUGCUUGAAAUAUUAUUUUAUUGAAUAAAAAUUUAUGGAGAACAGGAAAGGAGAAAGGACCAUAGGCAUUAAAAAUAUACACAAUAAAGUUAGUGAAAAAAGAUAUGAAGAUCACCCAUAUUAAGAAAUAUUAAAUUAAAAUUAGUGGGAAAAUAGGUCUUAACUUUUGAGUGCUCGUAACUUCGAUGUCGGGACCCAGUUGCGAGUUAUAUUUUUAUAAAUUAAAUUACUUCCAAGGAAUAUAUCACCAUAAUCACUAAAAUGCCUUUUGCUCAAGCGUAGCGGAAAGAAUUCGCAAAAAAGAGAAGAAAAAAAAAGGAUGCAACACGAGGACUUCCCAGGAGGUCACCCAU